Messenger RNA from Linum trigynum, 5123 nucleotides. The record is from the annotation of a GenBank genome assembly. Lineage: Eukaryota; Viridiplantae; Streptophyta; Magnoliopsida; Malpighiales; Linaceae.
CUGAUCCAAUCGAAAAUGGAAAAGCCGAAAAGAGAAGUAAUGAGCUGAACUCUUCUUCUUCCUUCCAAUCAAUCCGCCAUUAAUUUUCUCCAUUUUCACUCCUUCUCCACCCUAGAUUCUUCAGCAAUGCUGUCUCUCAAACCGCUCCCGCUGAGUCACAACCCUUCAUUCCUCCAUUCCUUAACCCCAUUCACUCCUCCGCCUUUCCCCAGAACCCAAACCCUAAAACCCUCUAAGCACGCCUCGCCUCCGUCGGCGAUUCAGUCGGCACUCCAGUGGAACAGGAAGCCCGAGCUAGCCGGCGAGACCCCGCGCGUGGUCGUCAUCACCUCCGGGAAGGGUGGCGUCGGGAAGACAACCACCACCGCCAACAUCGGCAUCUCCCUCGCCCGUCUAGGGUUUUCCGUCGUCGCCGUCGACUGCGACGUCGGCCUCCGCAAUCUCGACCUCCUCCUGGGCCUUGAGAAUCGCGUCAAUUACACGUUAGUCGAGGUCCUCAACGGCGACUGCCGACUGGACCAAGCCCUGGUCCGCGACAAGCGCUGGUCCAAUUUCGAGCUCCUCUGCAUUUCCAAGCCUCGAUCGAAGCUCCCGCUCGGAUUCGGAGGCAAAGCCCUGGUAUGGCUCGUCGACUCCCUCAAACAAAGACCAGAAGGCUGCCCGCAAUUCAUCCUCAUUGACUGUCCCGCCGGAAUUGACGCCGGGUUCAUCACGGCCAUCACACCAGCAAACGAGGCCGUGCUGGUGACGACUCCGGACAUCACCAGCCUGCGCGAUGCCGAUCGGGUGACCGGAUUGCUCGAGUGCGAUGGGAUUAGGGAUAUAAAGAUGAUUGUGAACAGGGUCAGGACUGAUAUGAUAAAGGGAGAAGAUAUGAUGUCUGUUCUGGACGUUCAGGAAAUGUUGGGGUUGGCAUUGCUAGGAGCCAUACCCGAGGAUUCGGAGGUGAUCAGGAGUACGAAUCGAGGGUACCCUCUGGUGUUGAACAAGCCCCCAACUUUGGCUGGAUUGGCAUUCGAGCAGGCGGCUUGGAGGCUUGUUGAACAGGAUAGUAUGCAGGCUGUCUUGGUUGAGGAAGAGCCCAAGAGAAGAGGGUUGUUCUCUUUCUUUGGUGGGUAGCAAUGGGUAGCAAUAGUUCCAGUAAUAAAAUGGUUAUGGAGUUAAGGAUGGAAAGCGAGGAUGGAGAUCAUUGAUGGGAUUCAAGGAGAAGCAGUGUACAGGGGAACAGUGAUGUUCUUUUUUUGAUUUUCCCCCCUCUGGGUUAUAUCCAUUGUUUGCAGUGCUAGAGUGGGGUGCUGCUAAAACUGCAGCCCUCCCUGUUUUGGUUCUUCUUUUGGUAGCUGAUUGUGGUUAUUAUUCUUUUUGUAGUAAAUUUGCAGGAUGUCUUUCUUUUGUUCUGGGUAUUGAAAGUGGAUCAUGAUUUCAACGUAGUUGAGUUAAAACUUGCCUUAUUGUUUAACCUCAUGGAGAAGGAUUAUUUGUGAACAUGGAGUACCCUCUGGCUUUAUAUUGCCGGACGAUCCAUACGAGCUGCAAUUGAUCAUCCUCAGCUUUCUCCACCCCAUGCUUAGUGGAGUUCGAAAUCCACUUUAGAGUUUUGGAUUGCAACAAAGACUUGAUUUUAUGGGGGUUAUGGGAUUCGGAUUGCCAAGAUCGGGAAUAUAGCAGAGCGUACCUGGUCUGCAAUCCGUUUCUGAAGCUGUGGACUGCUCUUUCUGUAGUGCAACCGGCUGCAAGGUUAGUUUUUGAACCCCGUAUAUUUCUAUUAGGCUUGAUCUAGGAGAUGACCAAGCAUUUUGCCUUAUUCUGAGUAUCGCUUCCAGGUGGUGUGUUUAUAUCAAGUCGAUGUACUUAACCGCCAAGCCAUAAAGCUUGACGUGUUUUGUUCCGAGUCUGGAAAAUGGACAAAGGAUGCUCUUGUCUGUGCUCAUCAUAUUAGAAGUGCACAAAAAAUUGUAAUUUCGUGCAAUGGGGAGUUGUUUUGGAAGUAUCAUGAAUUUAGUGAACCGUUUAAUGUUAAUUCAGUGGCUAGGUUUAAUCCUUUCCCCUUGAUAUACCUCCCACGUCUAUUGUCUCUUCUUCAUUGUGUAACUAUGAAGUUGAGGGCUGUUAUGAUGAGCCUUUGUCUUCUUCAGUCCGGUUGAUGGUAUGUAUAAGAAUGCCAUAUUGUGCUGCGAUUUGGGAAGGCAAGAGCUAGAGUUCUUCGCUAAGCUCGAAUGGCCUGAUGUCCAUCACCUUCAGGUGUUCCAGCCAAGGGUUUCUUGCUGGGCUACUCCAAUUCCCAGGUACGAGGGGUUGCAAGUAGCCGCUACCAAGCAGCUGUGAAGCGAUCACUCCCUCCCUCCACUCACUCUCAAUAAUUGGUAACUGCUUCUGCCUGUAAAAGUUAGAUUUUUUUUUUCUGCGUUUGCAUGUUUGUUAAGUUUAAGGAAUUAACUAAACGAGAACAAUAAUGUUACAAGUAAAGCUUUCAUAGGGGGGAAAAGUUAUCCCGCAACCUUUAUCUCAUAACAGGUAACAGGUUAAGAUGUACAGUUUUGGGCGUGCCUAACUAACUGAAGCAGCACAUACUUACAUCUCUUGUCAAUUGCUUGAGCAUUUUGUUUUGGUUGCCUACUCUUUUAAGCUACACUUCAAGAAUGUUAUCAAUGAUAAAGUUGCACAUGGACGUUGUAUGUUUUUAUCUUUCAUUUUCUCUCUAUUUUCUGGUUGCUGUUCCUAUAUUUCAUCUCAUUUCUGUUGUAGCUGGUAUAGUUGCUCCAACUGGUAGCUGUCUGUUCAUUCUGUACCAUGGUUUCUCUGUUAGUCCUUUAGGGGAUCCAGAAAAAGUUCCCCCAAUUGAUGAAAAGGUACAAACAAACACACUCAGUGUUGGAAACUGAUUUGAAUGAUGUUAGAGCUAAUAUGGCUGCUGUGAAACAGCUGAGCUUUGUUAUCCUCCUCCAGGUUAUAAGUUUUGUAGGUUGAGUUUCAUUUGUUUAAUAUAUAAUACUCGUACUUGUGGUGGAUUCUGAUUCUGUGAUCAUUAUCCUCCAUUCCCAGGCCCGGUCAAAAAUGUCUUCUGGAGGGUGGGUUGGCCAUGGAGGAAUAUUUUGGGAGACGUGGUACGGCAAUGUAAAACCGUAGCUUUAUCCUUCCAUUAUCUAUUUUCUAAAUACGCGCAUAGAUGCUUUUAGCUUGAUGGGGAAUAGUUAUCAUGCUGUAGUUGCUAGCAGCUGUAGUUCAGCAUUAAGUUCUUGUUCAUGUGGAGGCCUCCUGGCUCCUACUAUUAGUUUGGUUUGGCCUUGUUUCUUUGUGGUCUCUCUCUCCACAGUUUUUUUGCCCUCUUCAUCUUGUGGUAGCUAGGUUUUCUCUAGUAAUGGUAGAUGGGAUCUCAAAUAGGCCUUUUUAUGUUUUCCCGUGAUUUUAGGCUGCUAGUCCAUUUUCCCUCGUAGAUAAGAUUGAAAAUCUGACUUUUUGCCUGUCAUUUCUUAGGAGUUGUUUGUUUGGUAUAUUUGAACACUAUUGUGUACUAAAUGACUCAAUUGAUACAUUUGGUGCACAAGUCAUAAGACGUUUGUGAAUGGGGAAAAUGAUGAAUUCAGAGGUGAUGUGAAUUCCCUGAAUCCUUCUUCACUCUCCCUCUCUCUUGGUUUAGUUAGUUCCAUUUUAAUUUUUCUCAAUUUCAAUCGGAUCUAUGUUUCACUUGAACCCUUGUUUCAAUUUUGGACCAAUUAUGAAUCCUAGAUACUCGAUAAGCCUCGUGAUGUUGGUGGAAGAGCAUCAGAAGAGGAGAUUAUACAUCAAGGUUUUUUUUCGGAAAAAGAGCAACACUGAUGCGUACGUGGGCUUUGGAGGAUUCAUUGAUAGUAGUUGUGUUGCCCUUAAUUAAUUCCGAGUUAGUUUCAAUUAUUUAUUGUUUAGGAAUUGUAUCCAAUUACAAGUAUUUUAAAGUAGUCUUUUUUUUUUAGAGUUCACUGAUGGAAUUUCAUUGAAAUCAAGUAAUAAGUGCCUCAAGGGCUACAACAUUAGCUACCAAAGGCAAUUGACCAUUGUCAAAACAAAGUUCUUCUUCAACAGACAAAAUAUGGGCUAAAAGAUGGGCUGCAUUGUUUGUUUGCUUCCCUGUAUGUGAACAACAAUUCUCGAAUAUCCAUAUCAACCGCCUCCUUUAGAAUUUCAGAGCAAAGAGUCCCUAGUUCUGUUAUGCAUAGGAGACAGAAGAAACACACGACUAGGGCUGCAAAUGAGCCAAGCCGCUCGCGAGCAACUCGGCGUUCGAAUCGGAAAAAACUCGUUCGACACUCGACUCGUUAUUUAACAAGCCGGCUCGCGAGCCAACUCGUUAGUUAACGAGCCAAGCCUGAGCUAGACCAUGCUCAGCUUGAUAAGCUCGCGAGCUAGCUUGAUUCGGUGGCUUGUCGAGCUAAGCUCGCGAGCUGCCUUGUUUUGAGCUUGUGGAAGGAUGAAUUACUCUUUUAAACAUGAACAUUGUCUUAUAAUACAGAUGUGUAUGAAAUUUAGAUGUUAUUUCUAGUUUCUAGUGUUCUUUCUAUCAUUUAAAUUCUUAUGUUUAUACAUUUUUCCAGCAAAAAUGAUUUUAAAUCGAGCUCAUCUUGAGCCGAGCUUGUACUCAGCUUAACAAGCUAUGUUAAUGAGCAUUUAUCGAGCUCUACCGAGUCGAGCUCGAGCUAGAUUAUUUUUAUUCAAGCCGAGCUCGAGCUGGAUUAUCAAAAUUCGAGUUCGAGCCGAGCUCGAGCUGAAAAAUUAAUAAACGAGCCGAGCUCAAGCUAAGCAAAAACUCGACUCGACUCGGCUCGUUUGCAGCCCUACUGACACGACAUAAUUAGUAUUAUCCACUUUUCAUCGAAUCCCAUUUUCCUCAUAACUCGUUCAAGGAAACUCCAUUCAACACGAUCGUAGGCUUUCGCCAUAUCAAGCUUUAAAGCAAGGUAACCUUUUUCACCUUUGGUUUUCUUUUUCAUUGUGAAGAAACACUCGAAAGCCACUAUCACAUUGUCGAUGAUGGAUCUUCACGGGACAAAGGCACUCUGAGAUUCGCAGAUAAUAUCAUCCAGAAUCCCUUUCAGGCGAUUAGCAACAGUUUUUGAUAGGAUUUUAUAUAAUACAGAGCAAAGGCUGGU